GACUGUGCCCGUAUGUCAAAUUUGUUGUGUAUGUCAAAAUGUAAUUGCGUUGUACAGCUGUUAUCAAUUAACAAUAACCAGAGGUUGAAGGGCAGUGUGUCAGCUUUCCAAAAUGAAAACCAUCGAGGCGAAAAUCGUGGUUUUGGGCGCUCAAGGUGUAGGUAAGACUAGUAUGGUUGUCAGAUAUAUUGGUAAAAUGUUCAGCCAUCAUAUCAGCCCAACAAUUGGAGCAUCGUUCUUCACAUGCAAAAUAAAUAUUGAAGAUACAAGAGUAAAGCUGCAGGUUUGGGACACUGCUGGUCAAGAGAGAUUCAGAUCCAUGGCACCCAUGUACUACCGCAAUGCGAAUGCUGCCCUCCUUGUGUUUGACAUCACACAAUAUGACUCUUUCUUGUCUGUCAAAUCAUGGGUGAAAGAAUUGCAGAGGAAUGUUGAUGAACCAAUGGUGUUGAGUGUUGUUGGAAACAAAAUUGAUCUGUCAGAUGGGAGGAAGGUAUCUAAAGAAGAGGCCUCAGCAUAUGCAGAGUCUAUAGGUGCGCGGUACUUUGAGUCAUCUGCUUUACAGGAUGAAGGUAUUGAGGAAGUAUUUUUGAAUACGGCAGUGGGUCUCAUACGUCUUUGUGAAGACUCCUCAUGUUCCAGCCUCAGAGUGUACGACUCCUCAGAAAGAAUGAGCCCACGGACCAAUGUUUUUCAUGAUCCUGCUUCUCCACCUUCACCACCAACUGUUACUCAACCGGUAGUUCAUACAGAUGUGCCUUUUGUACCAGCACAAGCUGAAGUAGAACGUUCUCCUUUCUGUUGUUGAAUGGCUUCAGUCAUGUUGCAUUUUAUUGUAAUCAAAAUGACUGAUUCCACAUGGUUACCCUAACGUUUCACAAGUACGAAAUAUUAGUGAAAAC
Molecule: messenger RNA, 902 nt
Organism: Schistocerca americana (American grasshopper)
Lineage: Eukaryota; Metazoa; Arthropoda; Insecta; Orthoptera; Acrididae
Gene: RabX1
Product: ras-related protein Rab-31
Exons: 5
Coding region: 113-808 (231 amino acids)
Molecular function (GO): GTP binding; GTPase activity
Source: RefSeq, a predicted model, not a curated record